AUGUGUAAAAACCAUCGCGAUUAUGUUGACUCAAUAGUUUCCGAAUCAAAUGCGGAUGAUGGAGACAGUGAGGGCAAAGCGGAAGUACAAGUGGGAGAACAAGACGAAGAAGAGGAGAAUGAAAAUGAACAAGAAGAGAAUGAGAAAGAGAGAAAAAAAAGACGUUGAUCAUGAUACAGAGUAUGAUGAGGAUAUGGAAAGCAGUUCUGAACAUGAUUUAUACAACAAUGAUCCGGAUUUCGUUCCAGAUUCUGAUUCUAAAACAACUGGAGGAACAUGUAUGAAUGAUAUCAGAAGAUUUUUCUACAAAUUUGCUCACGCGGCUGGUUUCACUAGAGUAAGAAAAUUUUAAAGAAAGUUGAGAUUGUUUUUUUCUAGAUAACAUCGCGGAAACCCUUCAAAGAACUCUCAUAUGGUACACAACUGAAAAAAGUUUCAAUGACAAAAAAACUCAUUAAUGCAGUCAUUGAAGAAAUUUCUCCAGAGCAUCCCGAAAUAUUGAAGAACUGGGCAUUGUCACAAGAUACUGAAGAAAUUUGGGGUGAUCAUCAAGACAGUCACUUAUCUUCUCUAUUGGAAAACAUUGCUUUCCGAUAUAGAAUAGGAGGAAACCGAGCAGAACGGAUAUCAAUUCUUUCUCUGGUAGCAAAAACAUUUCCGUUAACUCAAAUUCAAAAAUAUAUACCUGGAUUAUCACGAUUUGUUUAUGAUGAGGCCAGAAAACAAACAGAUUAUGAACCUCAAAGUUUGAAAAGAAAGCGGGAAAGAUUCAAUCCAUCUGCUUUGCACACCUUCAUCAAUUUCAUCACAAGGUUUCAAAAAUUUUAUCUUAGAAAAAUUAUCCAUCUUUCAUUUUUUAUAGCUCAAUAGUCAUGGUUCCCAAUACUUUUGGAAUGAGGAAAAUCAAGUUUUCUGAUGGGAAAGUUGAUUAUAUACCAGAUAUUUUACGAAAACAAACUUCCUCUGAAAUUGUUCGAAUGUACAAAGAAUACCUGAAAGUGAGUUUCUCACCAAUUUUCAAAAAUUGAUUUUGUUCAUAGGACACCGAUCAAGAAAACAAACUACUCAGCGAUAGUACACUUUAUAACAUUUUAUCAAUAUGUAGUGCCUCCAAAUUACGAGCACACCAGUGCGUUGAUUAUUUUUUAGCAGAUUUGUUCGAGGUUUGGUAAAAUUACAACAUACAUGAAAAUUUCUUUUCAGGCACAAGUAGACAUCAAAAACAUUUUGGAAAAGUUGAGAUCCAAAAAUCUAAUUUCGGGAGACUUUUUUGAAGAUUCUUCGAGUAAAUUGAAUGAGUUUCUUCUUUACCUUCGAACGGAUUACGCGUUACAUAUUAAAGAAUCCUCCAGAAUAAGCGAUCACUGCAUAUCUCACUCAUUGAGUGAAGAUAAAGAGCAGCGUCUAGCAAAGAGAUGUUCACAUUCUCAUGAUUUAGCUUGUAAGAGAUGUAAAUCUGGAACAAAUCUUCUGGAAAAUUUGAAAGAAACGCUGUCAUCAAUAGUUUCAGAUGCCAAGACCGUUGCUGAUGAAAACGGUUUGUUUUUGAAAUUUUUUAUCAAAAUAGGAGUGCCUAAUAGACAAUUUUAGAUUCUUCAUACAAUCUCCAACGUCACAGUGAAGCAGUUGACAUGUAUCGCGGCAUCAUUGAAAGUAUUGAAAAAAUACUGGCCUACAAAAAACAUGUUAUGCGAGCUCGUGUCACGGAGAACGAAAAGGCUUUCAGGUUGGCAAAUUUGCAAGAAGGAGAAGCCGUUCUUCUUAUGGAUUAUGCACAAAAGUUAUUGCCUCUCAAACAUAUUGAACGUCAAACUGACUAUUUCGGAAAAACUGGCAUGAGUUGGCAUGUUGCUCAUGUUACUGCUAAUGUAUCCAGUGAACUAAAAGUUCAUCAUUUCAUUCAUAUUUUGAAAGCAAAACAGGUGACAUUUUUUGAAAAUUAUGUUUUCACAUAGAAAUUUUUUUAGGAUUCAAAAUCAACUGUGUCUAUAAUAGAGCAUGUUUUGUCAAGUCUGAAAAAACAGGGUAUAAAAAAAGUGUUUUUGCGUAGUGAUAAUGCGGGAAAUUAUCAUUCGACAUCUACCAUUGGAUCUUUGCCGCAAAUAUCACAAAGAACUGGAGUUGAAGUGAUGGAGUAUUCGUUCAGUGAAAGUCAAGACGGGAAGAGCUCUUGUGAUCGACUUGCCGCAGUGGCGAAAAAAAAGGUAACAGCAUGACUAUUGUUGAAAUCAGAAUUGAGUCACAGAUUCAUACUGCUGUGGAUUCUGGAUACGAUGUGACAACAGAGGAGGAAUUGUUUUCUGUUUUGAGCGAAAAAUCCCAAAUUACUGCAACAUCAGUUUUUAUUAUGUCUCUGAAACAAUCAGCCAAUUGCGAGGACAAACAAAAUCAAAAAUUUGAGAAAAUAAGUAAACUUUUUCAUUUCACAUUUGACAAAAACCGAAUAAUUGGUAACGGAUAUCGGGGAAUUGGUUCUGGUAUUAUUAUGAACAAAAAUGAUGUUAUUGUCAUGAACCCAGUGUGGAUCAUAGAAAAAGAAUCAGAAGACACAUCUGAAUAUUGGUAUAUUCCAAAAAUAAAAACAACUGAAAUGCGCGAGAAGUGAGACUUAUACUUUUUCCCGAAAAAAUACUGUUAUUCAGAAAACAACCCACUCCACAAUCAGAUGAUUUGGAUAUUCAAGAACCCGAAGGAAAUAUUGAAUUAUUUGCAUGCCCACAGUCAGGAUGCAUGAAAAAAUACACCAGUUAUCCACAUCUCGAGAGGCAUUUGAUAGGAGGAAAACACAAAUUUCACCCGGAACGAAUAUCUUUACUUGAUCAAGCUUUGAAUAUGUACAAAGAAAACGUAAGUAGCUUUAGAAUGGUUUGCAAACCUGUACUAUUAUAUUGAAGGUUGAAAGUAUCCAAACUCACGAAAAUUUUGGAAAUGUAGCUCUCGAGGAGCUAGAAAAAAAUUCAGCAGAUGAUGAUAUUCUCCCAGUUGGUUGGGCUCUUAAAACGAGAAAAAAAAAUGAACGGUUUGUUGAUUCAAAAAAAAACUACCUUAUAUAUACAUUUUUAGAUUUUCUCAAAGUGUGGUUCAAGAACUGCGUUUUUUGUUUGAAGAAGGAAUCCGUAGAGGAUACAAGUAUUCCCCUCAAGAAGCUCAAAGGGUCAUUCGAGAGAAACGCUCAAAAAACAAUGAGUUAGUUUUCACUGAAUCUGAAUGGUUAUCUACAAAGCAGAUAGCAUCGUUUUUUGCAAGAUUAAGUAGUCAGAAACAAAAAGAUUCAAUGAAAAAAUCACAAAAAAACAAAUAUAAACGACAAUCUGAUAUGCUGGGACAAUGCGAAGAUACAGAAGAUCUGAAUGAAUGGUUUGAGAGUGAUUACGAACUGGACUACAAAUAUGAAACUUUGUAUGAAGACUUUCUCGACAAUGUUCGUAAACUUAUCAGUCGCAAUCAUGGCGAAUUAUUCUUCAUGGAAGACAAAUUGAUAGACUACUCCGAACUACCCACAAAACAUAAUUAG
Caenorhabditis angaria is the source of this 3514-nucleotide messenger RNA. Lineage: Eukaryota; Metazoa; Nematoda; Chromadorea; Rhabditida; Rhabditidae. The record is from the annotation of a GenBank genome assembly.